Colletes gigas is the source of this 2435-nucleotide messenger RNA. RefSeq lists its product as uncharacterized. The transcript has 9 exons. NCBI's taxonomy places the organism in Eukaryota, Metazoa, Arthropoda, Insecta, Hymenoptera, Colletidae. Bases 114 to 2417 code for a protein of 767 amino acids. The record is from RefSeq and is a predicted model, not a curated record.
GUUCUUGCGAUAACUUGUUCGCCCGCAAUUUAAGAAAAUUUGAUUCUCUGUCUUCAUAAUUUACGAAUUAGAAUAAGAGUCAGUGAUGUGCUGUGGACAUCAAUCCAGAGAUUAUGGAUAGGUUGACUAACUGGACUAAUGGCAUGAAUAUAACAUCAUCAACAUCAAUACCUGGAGAAAAUUGUGUCUCAAAUUCAUCAACGUCUUCAGUUUUAGACAAAUUACUAGUUGUUGCUCCGUCGUUGAUUUCAGUAAAUCAAGACUUGAAAUGGAUUUUUCUUUUACACACAUACGGUUUUGCGUGCCUCUUCUUUGUACUUGCAUUUUGCACAUUUUUAUCUAUUCUACAUUUAAGGUCUCUUAUAUCAAGCCAGCCUUUUAUGACAACAAUUAAUAUGUUUUUAUGUAUUCUUGGUGUGUCAAGAGCAACUUGCCUCUUUAUAGAUCCUUAUAAUCUUAAAGACAUCAUGCCCAAAAUCAUUGGAUCAAUAAUAUGGGAUAUUGGAUUUCCCUGUAUAACAUCUGCCUUUAGUCUCGUACAAUUGGCUUUCCUCCAGUUAACUCAGCUCAAGUUUGGACCAGAAAGAAUACAAAAAGAAUCUUGUCUAAGUUUAAUCAUAACAGGACACUUCUUUUUUGUGAUUGCCAGUAACAUUGCCCUUACUUCCCAUAAUUGUUACAUGAUAAAAUACGUGGUCCAAACAGUAUUUCUUGUCUGGAGUAUUCUUUUAUAUUCAAUAUUCCUACGCGCGGGAUAUAAAAUAAUUAAUUUAUUGCAAACUGUGCCAAGCAGUAUGUUGAUGAGAGAUAACUCCAAUACUCAUCAGAAAGGUAUCAUGCAAUUAGCUAUGUUAGCACCUUACAGUAACUUGGCAUCGUCUGUCGCCGCUGCCUUGGUACCUACUUUGCUCAGUCCUAAAAUUAAAGAAGCAGAAGAUGCAGAAUCUGCAACUUUCACGAUUGAUCCGGAGAAAAAUUCUAAAGAUCGAAUUACGAAAACAUCCAGAAAGGAAGAUCAACCUGAAAAGGAAUUCACUAAAUCUCCUUGUAAAACUACGUUGUCACAAAUUGAGAAAACGGUUCCUGUAUCAACGGUACCAGAAGUAUAUGUCAGACCUCCUACACCUACGCCUUCGACGGCUAUUCUACCUAUAAUAACAGUAUCUAGUCCAAGUCGUAGGAGUUCUAUAGGUAGUAGACGAAGUAGCGACGCGUCUAGAGCCUCUCGUAGAAACUCCGAGUGCAGCGUUAGAUUUAUAAACGAAGAGAAUGAUUCUACAUCAGACUCGCGACGCAACUCUGAUUUUGCCGCCAAGCAUUCGCCCGAUAUUAUUAGACGGCGAUCACCGGACAGAAUGUCCAGAAGACAUUCCGAGAACGUCACGCCUUUAGGGAGUAUCAGGGACUUGAGACGGUGUUCGGAUUUUUCUCACGAGAAAAACAGAAGUUCUCAGUUUGCUGCCAAGCUGAAAAGGAACAGCGAUUUUGGAAACAGAACACCCAGACGAAUGUUACCAACAAACGAGCAUCACAAACUACCUAAAGUUGUAGAUUUAAGUCCCGCAGGCUCGAGACGAAAUUCUGACAUCAGCAGCUUUCUACCCAGAACCGAAUUACGUAGAAAUUCAGAUAUCUCUUUUCGACGUAGUUCCGAACUCUGUCAAAUCAAGCCACUAGAUCUAAAUCGCCGAAGUAGCGAUAUAAGUAUUAGAACAUUGAGUAGAAGUCCUACUCACGGUCGCACUAUAGUACCCGAAAAGAUCGAGAUACAGGAGAAAUCCGAAUCCGAUUCAGAUCAGCCUGACUGUAGCGAAAAGGCAGCAUUGAUGACAGAGAAGAAUAAAGAUAAAGACGACGACGGAAAAGGGCGCAAGAAAAAUUUGUCCUGGAAGAACGAAAAGGAAAAAGAAGAUACCGAAGAUAUAACCGUCGAGACUAAUUUGCUUCCUGAAAAUACCGUAUCCGAUGGAAAAAUCACGAGUAGCGACUUCACACUCCAUUCAAUAUUGAAUCACAUUGCAUACGUAAAUAGAACCAAAUCCGACACACCUCUGCAUAUAUUAGAAGCAAACACUGCAGCAGUUAGAAGGUCACAGAUCCGAAAAGUAUUGAACGUCACGUAUGCAACUGCAAUUUUAGGAAUUAUUUUAUGUAUCACAGACGUUGCUCGUAUUUUUGGACCAUAUGGACUUUUAGCUGAGACUGUGAAGUACGGUACACGACCAACCAUCACACAGUAUCCGAUACCGUGGCCCUGGUUUGUGUAUCAAACUAUAUGCAGAGGUAUAGAACUGAUAAUGGGUUGGGCAAUGGCAAGUAUUACUAAACAAUCAUCAGUAAGUCCGCGGCACCAGUAUCUAAGCGGAUACUCUAAUUAUAAUGUACAUGUGAAACGAGGUAAUAAUCCUUACAUAUGAAGCAAUAUAUUUUUAAGA